Odobenus rosmarus divergens (Pacific walrus) is the source of this 928-nucleotide messenger RNA. RefSeq lists its product as uncharacterized. The coding region runs from base 1 to 885 and encodes 294 amino acids. Lineage: Eukaryota; Metazoa; Chordata; Mammalia; Carnivora; Odobenidae. The record is from RefSeq and is a predicted model, not a curated record. The transcript has 5 exons.
AUGAGGGAGGGGAAGGAAGACAAUAAGAAAGGUUCAGAGCAAGAGGUAGUGUCCAAAAAUCCUGAUUGGAGACAUUGUACUGGUGCCAAAGUUAGUGUGUUAUUUUUGGCAGCUCGGGAACAACUUAACCAUACACCAGUGCUCCAUGGCUGCUGCAGUAAAGAAUCUGAACACGGCCUGGAAUUCUCUGAGGAUGUUAUUCAUAAAGGCACAGUUAAUCAGACUCAGACCUCUCUUCAAAAUCUCACUGUACAAGCCAAACUUAUUGCCAGCAGAAGGAAGGUGCCAGACCAGAGAAGCGGUAUUCACUCCAUUCUCCACACUGGGGACCUAAGACGGAACCUUUCCCAUACUGAUUUGUACCAAGGCCAAGAAGCCCACAGUUCAGGCUUCCACAUACCAUCCUCUACUCAGUCACCCAGUCGUUAUGCAUCUCACAAGGAGGGAAAACGCAAGUUCAAAUUUCAUGCUUUGGAACGCAAUAAAAAUCACCACCUGGAAAUCCAGAGGCGCAGGCAAAUUGAUAUUCAAAGCAGGUGUGUCAGCCUCAUAGAAACGUGGCAGAAGUCAUUCAGUGGUUCUGGAAGGAAGAAUAAAUCAUGGCUCUCCUCUCUUGCCGCUUGCUGUGCCGGCCCUGCACCGCCCCCCCUCACCCCCCCGCCCGCCGUAGCCGGGCGUCGCAAAAUCAAGAAAAUCAAGGACUUUUUGCUCAUGGCCAGGCGAAAGGACGCCAAAUCCGUCAAGAUCAAGAAAAAUAGGGAUAAUGUGAAGUUUAAAGUUUGGUGCAGCAGAUAUCUUUAUACCUUGGUCAUCAUGGACAAGGAGAAGGCAGAGAAACUGAAGCAGUCCCUGCCCCCAGGUUUGGCAGUGAAAGAGCUGAAGUGAAUCUGGCCUACUGAUUUGAACUGUAUUAAAGUUUUAAAAAUUC